GAUACUUGUGUACUGGCGCAUGGGCCGAAAUAGGGAAAACAAAUGAAAUAGAUUAUGGUUUGGUAGAAUUAUUUAGAAAAAAUCUUAUUAUUUGUUGGAAAUAUAUAUAUUUUGCAAUGGUGUCCAGGAAUGAUUUAGAUGCUAUACAGGCAAAGUUAAAAAUUUCUAUUCAGAGCCAUCAGACUCUGGUCACGUCCAUGAAAAAUGAACCACAGAGUGCAGAACUGAAGAAAAAGCUCCAUGAAUUGCAGAAAGAAAUUUUCAUUCUUAGUGAGAAACAAAGAGGCAUAGUGCAGAGGCUGAGAACGGACAUAGUAAACAGACAGCCAAACCAGCCCGCUCCAGCUCCCAAGAAGUCCCCAGCCAAGCCCCCGGAAUCUCAGCCAACUCAGAUAAUGCCCCGCCCAAUUCAGCCCCGUCCCAUCCAACCAGCCCCUCCCCUACAGCCUAUUGUUCUCAGGCAGCCUGUUCAGCCUAUUCAGCCUAAGCCCUUGAUUGAAAAUAUUCCACCAACUCAAAGUACAGGAACUCGAAUGAGUACGGACUCAUCUCAGCAGAAACCAGGCUCACCGCCUAUACGAGUACCAACCUAUCACAGACCUUCAAUUCUACAGGGAAGUAAGUCUCCCAUCAGUAAAAGUUCUCAUAUGACAUCAUCCUUUGUGAGAAAACCAUCAGAUUCAGACAAUAAGGAGUUCACCAAACCAGCCGAGAAAAAACAGGUGUCUCAAGAGGAAAAAGAAAAAAUGUCAUUUAUUGCUGCAUUGGAUUUGGUGACACAAGAGACGCUAAAAGAAAUGCAGAACAGGAGAUAUGAGAGAAAGAGAAGGACCACUGCUAACCCUCUGUACAACUUUGAACCCGAGAGAAAGAGACCUCAGAGCUUAAUGUUAACAUCCAUUUCAAAUCCAACCAAUGGAAAAAGGGGCAGAGGCCGCCCUCCAAAGUCCCGGUCUCCCAACAGUGUUCCAGGAACUCCUGAAAGUAGCGAUGGUCACAACACUAGUGGAAUAGCCAGGCCUAGUUGUGAUGUUCAUGAUGAUUUCUGUGCAGUGUGUAACCAGUCCGGACAGCUACUUUUGUGUGAUACCUGUAGUAAAGUAUUCCACCUCCAGUGCUUGGAUCCACCCCUCAGUGAGAUUCCUGAUGGAAGAUGGAGCUGCCAGAAAUGUCAGGCAAGUGGAAGAGCUGGAUGGUCAUCAAAUGCUAUAGCCCGAGUGAAUAACUUCAUCACUAAUAAAUCAGCCAAAGAGGAAGAGAGAAGGAGAUUACAGAGAAGGAACAGUGACUUGUUAAGUGAGAAGUCACAACUAGAGAACAAAAACAAACAGUUCAAUGACAACCUAACGGUUCAAAUGCAGAGACGGGACACUCUUUUGGAAAAGAGUAAGCUACACCAACAAAAAAUUGAAAGUCUGAAGAAUUUCAUCAAACUCCUACAGAACUCCUAAUCUGAAUUUUUCGGUAGUUAUAUGGUUCCUGGAACAAGAUCAUUGAUGUGUAAUAUUGAGAUACUGUAUCUUGUAAUAUUUCAUACAUUGUGACUCAUGCUGCAGGUCUGCAUACAGAGGAAUUCAUGUAUUAGUUACUUUAAUCUGGAUAGAGCUGACAAUUGAAUCCUUUUUUGUGGUGAGACUCUAGAGGAAGGAGAAAAUGUAUGAGAGUAUUUUUUUGAUGUAUUUUGUAUUUCAUAGAACAUUUUUUUUAAAAUUGUCUUUUUAUAUGGUGGAAUUAAUUUGAUAAAGCUGAAACCAUAUGUGAUUAAAUUUCAUUAGAAUAAUUUGAACAAGGAAAAAAAGGGCUAUAUUUGGAAAUUUUAUACAAAAACAGUUUAUUACUUUUUUCAGUUACAAGUAUGUAUACACCUUUUCUUUACAUGUAUAACUAUAGCAAAACUCGGGAAAAAUUCAGCAACAGUCCUAAUUAUUGCACUGUAAAAUUUUAUAUACAAGACAAUUAGAUAGGCUCUGAAUAUGGAUGCUGCAUUUAUUGAGUAAAUAACUAAGUUAUGACAGUGACUCUUUGUGAUGUACAUUUUUGAGUGUUGUUUGUAAUGGACCCGAGUCAUCGUUUUUGACUGUUAUUGGAUAUCUUAUCUCACCAUUCAAUCAUGUUGAUGUUAUGACUGAUAUAUUUAUGAUUGCAGAAUACUGAGUGAAUAAGAACAUUGUAUGUGAUACAUUUAUACCCAUUGUGCAAUUUGAUAUUGUGUUGCAUGUUAAUUUAUUCAAGAAAAGGUUAAAAAUGUUGAGGAAUGAAAAUGUACUAAAUAUA
Messenger RNA from Saccostrea cuccullata (small rock oyster), 2274 nucleotides. RefSeq names its product PHD finger protein 21A-like. Lineage: Eukaryota; Metazoa; Mollusca; Bivalvia; Ostreida; Ostreidae. The transcript has 14 exons. The coding region runs from base 117 to 1451 and encodes 444 amino acids. The record is from RefSeq and is a predicted model, not a curated record.